This is a messenger RNA of Lineus longissimus, 525 nucleotides long. RefSeq lists its product as uncharacterized. The record is from RefSeq and is a predicted model, not a curated record. The transcript has a single exon. Lineage: Eukaryota; Metazoa; Nemertea; Pilidiophora; Heteronemertea; Lineidae. Bases 1 to 525 code for a protein of 174 amino acids.
AUGACGACAAAAAUGAAAGCUGGGAAGCGUGGUAGUGACAAAGCAGCCAGGCAAUUGAAAAAGAUCUGUUACAUACCAGGUAUUUCCGGUAGUUUUGGAGGUGUAAAUACCUUAAAGAGGGUGGUCGGUAGUAAGAUAUCGACCUCUGACAUCAAGAAAUGGUUAAGAAGUCAAGCCACAUACACGCUCCACAUGCCGAUCCGUCGCCAUUUCAAACGAAGGCGUAUUGUUGUCGCCGACAUCGCCGAACAGUGGGAAGCGGAUCUCGUUGAUUUGUGUAGAAUAGUCAAAUAUAAUAAACCUCAUAAAUAUUUGCUCACAGUGAUCGAUACUCUAAACAUCUUAGGCACUUUCUACGAAAAAGAGCUGCAGAAAGUAGAUGUGUCGCCAGAAAAGACCUAUAAAUUCGAGAGAAUACUUGCAGAACGCGGCAGGGGUAGAACAAAAGAAUAUUUAGUUAAAUGGGAUGGCUAUCCAGCAAAGUUCAACAGUUGGGUGCGCAAGGCAGACGUUCAACAUCUAUGA